AUGAAUUUCUUUAACUCGGCAGCAUCAAUAUGCAGAAGAGUUAGCUUGAGGGAGCUAAUCACCGAGGUUCCUGCUUACGGUGGCAGUAGCAUUUCGGAUUGUCCUUCGAGCGGGUUGAGUUUUGUUUUUAAGCGUUGGGCUACAAAGAAAACCGCUGGUUCCACAAAGAACGGUCGUGACUCUAAACCCAAGAAUCUCGGGGUUAAGAAAUUCGGAGGAGAGAGUGUGAUACCGGGAAACAUAAUAGUUCGACAACGCGGAACUCGGUUUCAUCCUGGGGAUUAUGUGGGGAUAGGUAAGGAUCAUACUCUGUUUGCGUUGAAGGAAGGACGAGUGAGGUUUGAGAAAGACAAGAUAACUGGACGCAAAUGGAUUCAUGUUGAUCCAAAGAAUGGUCAUGUUCUUCACCCUAUCUACACAAAAGCUGUAGCUGCAAAUUCGACUAAGAUGGAGACAGUUUAA
This is a messenger RNA of Arabis nemorensis, 462 nucleotides long. NCBI's taxonomy places the organism in Eukaryota, Viridiplantae, Streptophyta, Magnoliopsida, Brassicales, Brassicaceae. The record is from the annotation of a GenBank genome assembly.